AUGCGUUUCUCAGGAUUAUCAGCCGGGGCAGCGGCUCUCGCCCUUUCAACACUGGUUAAUACAGUAGUUGCAAAAGAGGACCCAUGCAGUGUAUUCGCCAAAAAGCGAGGAAACAGGACUCAAGGCCUAGAUGCAAAACUCUGGCUUGCCUGUAUCAAGAACGUACCCUUUAACCAGGACCGCUCGGAAAAGACCAUCCUUGGCCUCCGCAAGAUGCUUGGACUCCAGAGCAGUGUUGUCUACCAUCUUAACCCCCCCUCAGAACUCGAACUCCAGCCCUUCAAUGUCAAUAAGACGCUGGACGAGAUCGAGCAGAAGGUCAAGAACAAGGGUAACACCUACAAGUCAAACUGGGAGUUCGACUACGACCUCGUGAAGAUGUUCUACCGUUUCCGUGACGGACACACCCUCUACGAGCCUGCAUGCACGCACGGGUACCAGUACGUGCACCAGUACCCGGUCAUUGCCAUGGCGGACAACACCACCGGAACACCCGAGAUAUACCAUAUCCACAAGAACUACACCACCGGUUCGUGGCAACAGGGUGUGCUGGGUCAGAAGAUCGCCAAGAUCAACGACAUGCCCGCGGCGGACUAUAUCCGUGAUUUCACAAAGAACUCACCAGAGUUUUUCUCCUUCGUAGACCCGGAUGCACGAUGGAACGAGAUGAUGUACUCAUUGCCUGCCGGUGACAGUAGAGGUCGGUUUGCGAAGCGUCAGUUGUGGAAUGGCGAGGACAUCACCCUUACCUGGGCGAAUGGGACAAAGACAAAGGUUGAGUGGACACUCACGCUAUACCCUGCCAUGGUCAAGGAUGGAGAGUUGAAGUUCAAGGACACCAAGGGUCUGGAGAAGGUCUGCUUCUUGUCCAAGAAGGAGAUCAAGAAGAUCACACCCCGCAAGCCCAAGAACAAGAAGAAGAAGCCUAAGAAGAAGAAGGUUGUUGCCGCCCCCAAGAAGAAGAAGGCUCCCAAGAAGCCAGAGGGAUACCCGCAGAUCGCCCAUGCUGGUCCGGAGUACACAAUCAACUCCUUCAUCCUACCCAAGGACAAGAAGACGGCCGUUCUCACCAUCCGCAAGUUCUCCGUUAAGGCUAUGGACGACGAUAAAUUCAUCCUUGCCUUCCAGAAAUUCGUCAAGGACUCUAUUAUCCGCUGGAAGAAGGAUGGUGUUGAGCGUCUCAUCAUUGAUGUCACUGGCAACGGUGGCGGUAAGGUUAUCCUCCCGUACGAUGUCAUCACUCAGUUCUUCCCGCAGAAGGCUGCCUUCACCAGCAUCAACAUGAGGUGGAGUCCUACUACCUGGGCGUACAUGAAGUCAAUCAGACAGGGCAAGGCCGCGGAUAUCUUCACGGAUAUGGACGGCAAAGACUUCAAGAACCAGACUGAUUGGUUGGGCCCGCAGCCGGGUCCUCAAGGAGAGUACUUCACAAAAAGGUGGAAGCAAGAUUACAUGCAGCUUGCUGCUGACGACUACAAACUUGAUAUCACUCACAACACUACGCAGCCCUUUAGCCAUGAGAAUAUCAUUGUUGUCUCCAACGGUAUCUGCGCAUCUGCCUGCCACUCCUUCGUCGAGGGGAUGCAAGAACAAGGUGUCCGCACCGUCGCCUAUGGUGGCCGCCCCGACCGUACAAAGCUCAUGCAAGCCGUCGGCGGAACCAAGGGUGGCAAAGUUCUUCCUUUCCGCUCUAUCAUCUCCGGUCUUAAGAAGGGUGUCAAGAAUGCUACGCUCGUUGACCGCCCCUUCGAGGAGUGGUUCCCUCCCCCAAUCCCCGUCCGUCUCACUGCCGCUACCAUCAACUCCGAGAACAAGUUCCGCCGUGGAUCAGACACUCCAUUGGAGUUCACCAUCACCCCCGCCUGCCAGCGCCUUUCCAUCACCAGGGAGACCUUCACCGAUGUUAUGACUUUGUGGCAGCAGGCAAGGGACGCUGCCUGGGAUGACAAGGGUGUUCCAAAGAAGUGCAUGUCUGCGGCACCCGCUAUCCCUGGUCGCCCGACUACUAGCACUACAAAGAAAACAAAGAACCUCCCGUUGAAGAACCUUGGAAAGAAGAAGCCCGUCAAAAAGGUCAUCAAGAAGAAGGUCAUUAAGGGAAAGAAGGUGGUCAAGAAGAUCACUAAGAAGGUUAACAAGAAGAACAAGCAAGUGAUUGUUGGAACCAAGAAGUACUCGCUCACAAACAUUCGCAAGGCUGUAUGGGAUCUCCUUACUGCUGCUGGUGUCCGAUAA
This is a messenger RNA of Morchella sextelata, 2235 nucleotides long. RefSeq lists its product as uncharacterized. The transcript has 3 exons. The record is from RefSeq and is a predicted model, not a curated record. Gene Ontology annotation, biological process: proteolysis. The coding region runs from base 1 to 2235 and encodes 744 amino acids. Gene Ontology annotation, molecular function: serine-type peptidase activity. NCBI's taxonomy places the organism in Eukaryota, Fungi, Ascomycota, Pezizomycetes, Pezizales, Morchellaceae.